Molecule: messenger RNA, 1605 nt
Organism: Malassezia japonica
Lineage: Eukaryota; Fungi; Basidiomycota; Malasseziomycetes; Malasseziales; Malasseziaceae
Gene: prp3
Product: U4/U5/U6 small nuclear ribonucleoprotein prp3
Exons: 1
Coding region: 1-1605 (534 amino acids)
Biological process (GO): mRNA splicing, via spliceosome
Cellular component (GO): U4/U6 x U5 tri-snRNP complex
Source: RefSeq, a predicted model, not a curated record
AUGGCGCCGAAGCGAGAAUACCCAGAGGCGGGGGACGCGCGGGGGGAUAAGCGCAGCAGGCCCGAGGGGGGGCGCGACCUGAGCAAGGUCAUUGAAGAGGCCAGGAAGCGGUCACAGGCCGCAUUUGCGCGCUCAGGGCUGCCGAGCGCGCCGCCAAGCGCGAAAAAGGACGAAGCGCCGCCAAGCCGUCCAGACGCGCCGCCGCCAACGCAGGGCGCGCCGAGCGCGCCGGUGCGCACGCCCGGCGGGGAGCGCGAGCCGGUGCCGACCGGUAUCCACCCGCUGCUCCUCGGCGAUGCGGCGCGCAUCCAGGAACGCUUCCGCUCGCUCGCACCGAAAAUCUCGUCCAUCACGGCCAACCAGCGUCCACUGCCAGGCCGCCCGAGCGCGCCGCCGCCCGCGCCCAAGGCCAAGCCGCCGCCGCCGCCGCCCGAGUCGAAUCCGUACCUCGCUGCGGCGCCCGAAGAGCCCACCGGACCCAAACGAAAAAGCAUGCAUCGCUCGCUGCAGUUCCAUCGUCCGGGCCGCUACAUUCUCGAGGCCGAGCAGAUCCGCCGGGAAGAGCAGAUGAAUGCGCUGAAAGAGCGCAUCGAGGAGCGUGCACGCAAGGCGGGGCUCCAGGACGAGCUGCUCGGCGACGAGCGCAUCCUGCGCCGCCCGACGCCGCCCGACGCCGAGUGGUGGGACCUUGGCCUGUUGCCGGGCAAGAGCUACGACGAGGUGCCAUCUGCCCCGGGUACAUCUGCGUCCGGCAGCCUGCCGAACCUCGCGGGCGAAGGCUCGCCAAUUGACCACCUCGUGCAGCAUCCGAUUCCCAUCCCAGCGCCGACAGGUCUGCUGCGUGUGCAGCCCCGUGGCGUGAUGCUCACGAAGCAAGAGAUGAAAAAGAUGCGCAAGCAGCGCCGCGCGGCCGAGCAGCAGGACAAGCGCGACCGCGUCAAGAUGGGCCUCUUGCCCCCGGACCCGCCCAAGGUGAAGCUCUCGAAUUUGAUGCGCGUCCUCUCGUCCGAGGCGGUGGCCGACCCCACCAAGGUCGAGGCGCGCGUGCGCCGCGAAGUCACAGCGCGCCGCGAGCAGCACGAGCAGACGAAUCUCGAGCGGAUGCUCACCGACGACGAGCGGCAGCAGCGGCGCAUGUACAAGACCAAGGUCGAGGAAGAAAAGGGCAUCUGGUGCCAUGUAUACCGUAUCCGCUACCUGGUCAGCCCGUCGCACAAGUUCAAGGUGCGCAAGAAUGCGCAGCAGCACCAUCUCGGCGGCGUCGUCAUUACCCACCCGGACCUCGCGCUGGUGGUCGUUGAGGGCUCGGCCAAGGCGCUCAAGGCGUACAAGCGCCUGAUGACGGUCCGCAUCGACUGGACCGACCCCGGGCGGCCCCGCGAAGGGACGCCGGAGCAUGACGAGGAGCAGGCGUCGGUCGACUAUGCAAACAACUCGUGCGAGCUCGUCUUUGAGGGGCCGGUCCGCGACCGCACCUUUUCCGCGGGCAUUGUCCGGACCGAGGCAUGCCCGACCGACUUCAAGGUGAAGGAAGUCCUCGGAAGCAACCUCGCAGGGUACUGGGAGGUGGCGAAACGCUCGCUGACCGCGGCACAUGGCGAUUAG